Molecule: messenger RNA, 2788 nt
Organism: Lytechinus variegatus (green sea urchin)
Lineage: Eukaryota; Metazoa; Echinodermata; Echinoidea; Temnopleuroida; Toxopneustidae
Product: titin-like
Exons: 6
Coding region: 494-898 (134 amino acids)
Source: RefSeq, a predicted model, not a curated record
UCGGAUGCCCUAACGCAUACCAUACCUCGCGAUCGAAUGUCGGACCCAAAUACUUCAUUAUUAACGGGGCUGGAAUCUCGAUUAGUGCAACGCGUGCGAGAGCGAGAACGGGAUAUCGUCGGUUAUAUCACACGCACAGUAUACUCUCCCAUCCGUCUUUCGCUUAUCGCUGUCUCGCUUGCAUGCGGAUCAUCCACGGUCUUUCUGUGCUAGAACUCAUGGCGUAGGGCAUAACACGACCCAAGUAACCUUUCUGGAAUACCAGUUGACUGGUAGCGGACUUCAUACGAAAAGAAAACAUUAUAACUACGCCCGACGGGACGCUUUCAUUAAAACUCACGAGGAAUUAAGCAUCCAAGACAAUAAUCUGACAUACGGACAGAACAGGGUCAAAUCGAACAUUACCAGGGAACGUGAAGAGGCAGGCAACUUGAUUUAACGUUCUUAAAACUUAAAGAAAUUCAGCCACUGAGGAGAAUCUAGCGAAGGAAUAAUGUCAGCAAUUGGUAACAAGCCAAGCUACAAGGGGCCCAAGAUCGAGGUCCGUCAACAGUCGAGGUCGAUUGAAGAAGGCAAGAGAGUCAACCUGUUCUGCAGACUUACAGAAGAACCCGAAACAGUACACUGGAUCCUGGAUGACGAAGACUUGAAGAGCGGCGGUCGGUUCAAGGUUUGGAACGACAAAUGCGACUGCUACUGCCAGAUCCUCGUCACCAAAGAAGACGACGCCGGGCUCUACGUCUUCAAGGCCCGCAACAAGCGGGGAGAAUGUUGCACCACCUUCAGCCUCCACGUCAUACCUGCCGUCAAACCUCUCAGUGACGUAGACGUGAAGGAGCUUCUUUGGCAGAAUACCCAACAGAACGAAGAGCUUGUAAAACCAAUAGUAUCUAAAUAAGUUUUAAAAAUAUGCAAAUGUAAAAGACUUUGUUUGGCAUCAAAUGGGUACCGCGUCAGUCGUCACCACCACCAUCAUGCAUGAGAUCUUCAUGCUUGAGAUCAUCAGACAUUUUAGUUCUGGCAUGGGGAGCGUUCCAUCAAUAUGUGUCGUAUGAUAAGUUGUCGGAUCAGACAACUUCCAUUAAAAUUUGAUUGGCCGAAAAGCUCCGUUACUAUGGUAACUGCCGGAUAAAACAGCAUCUGUUGGAUAAAACAUCCGACAGGUGUUUUCAUGAAACGCCCCCGGGACAGCGUCUCAUUAAAAAGUGCCGUGUGAGAAGUUGUCUGAUCAGACAACUUUCCUUGAUUUUGAUUGGCUGAGAAGCACUGGUGUCUGACUGUUGCCAUGAUAACUGUUGGUUACAGCUGACUUUGUCGGAUAAAACACCCGACAGGGCAUUUCCCAGCAUCAACUGCAGAAUUGCCACAGUGGUUGGCGUUGUCACGGAACAGGACAGCAUUGACACUCUCUGAUGGAUGAUAAUUAUACAAGAAUUAUUAUUAGCACAAAGACAGUCUCUAUCACAAAUGCAAUUCAUGAGCCCCAUGCCUGUAUCUACAGGCCCGGAAGCAGGUGACAAUGCAAUCAAAAUAACUCCUUCAUAAAUGACUGCAGACUGAUAUGAACGCGCGCCUCCAGCCAGUUAACAACAAGUUCUCCUUCAAUCAUGGUGGAAAAAUAAAUUCUACAUAAUCAUAAUUGGCACCAAACGGCCGAAUUUCAAGUACCAUUAUCCAUUCAUCUAACACGAUCCAUUUUCAUUAACUCAAUAAAUUUCAAAAUCAACUUUUAAAAUCCAUUUUCUUGAAUACGCGGUACCCGUCUGAUGCCUAACAUUGUGGGAUUCUCUCAUUUUUUUUCGAGGACAAAAUCCAAGUUUUUGAUUUUUAAAAGUGGUUCGUUGAGGUCUUCCUGCCAACUUGGUUCCCUCCGCUAUAUCCAGAUAUUAAGAGGUCUUCCGAGUUUUAAUUUUAAGUAUUGAUGUGAUAUUGAUAAGAUGUUCAUGUCAAUUGCGAUCUAUAUACUGAAGGUGAAUUGUGUCUGUCCAAUUGAAAAGCAACUCGUAAUUUACUCGUUCUGUAAAACAGUAUACUUGUAAAAUGUUAUUCACUCAAUGUGAAUUGUAUCUGUCGAAUUGAAAAGAGAAACAACUUGUACUGCAAAAUGUUAUUUAUUCACUGAAGGUAAAUUGUAUCUGUUGAAUUUAAAGGAGAAAAAAAAUCUGUAUUGUAAAAUAUUAUACAGUGAAUGUAAAUUAUGUUUGGUAAAAUUAAGUGAGAAUAUGUACAGCGUUGCUCUCAAUUAACGUCCGACAAUCAUCAUAACUCUUUGAAGAUUGUGUUUGAAAAUAGCAAGCAACAAUUAUAAUCUUUAUCAGAAGAAAAUGGAUUUAGAUGCAUAGGAUUCUUUCAUUUAUAUACCGGAAAACUCUCUGAAUAAUAUAUAGGCCUAUAUGCAUUUACAAAUGACUAGUGAAAAUUAUCACACUAGAUAAAACAUAAUUCUUUUAUUGACUUCAGAAAAAAUACCAGUUACACAAAGCAGCUUGUUUUAUUUUUAUAAGAAACUUAUUACUAAAAGCAUUGAAUUGGGAAAAUUUUGAAGGCCUGUUUUGCAGAUAUGGUGAGCUAAUCCUACAAAACGUGAGUAGGUAAGCGGGGAAAAGAAACAAUUUUGAAUUAUUGCUCAAUUUGUCCAAAGUUUUUUUGUAUGUCGAAUCAGCGAGAAAUUCAAUGAAAUUCAAUUAAGAAUAGCAUGUAAAUAUACAGUACAAUUAUUUUUAUGAUAUAUAUAUUUUUAGAUGGAGACACCCCAGCCCUAACCAGAUAAGCGCGUGACGAAAACAAA